This is a messenger RNA of Cyanistes caeruleus (blue tit), 710 nucleotides long. Lineage: Eukaryota; Metazoa; Chordata; Aves; Passeriformes; Paridae. The record is from RefSeq and is a predicted model, not a curated record.
GGUUCCCCUGGGCACAGACCGGGCUGCAGUGGUAGGUGAGAUGGAAACCACCUUCAUUGAGAAUCUCAGAUACGCUGCUGACCUCCUGUCCCAGGUAGGUGGGGAAUGGGUCUUGCUUUGUGUGUGAAGCUCUUAGGAUACCCAAGAUGGGGAAUACCUCACCAGCAUGGCAUGGGGAAGUUAUGCUUCCUGCUGCAGAGAUGUCAGGAUGCUCCGCAGGGUGACAUUGCUGUGUUACAGGAAAACAUGAUUGGACUGUUGGAGCCUAUUAACAACCGCAUCACUGACCCUCGCUACUAUCUGAACACGCCACACCAAGCUGCUGCCAUCCUGGAGAAAGUGGGACGGCCCAACCUGAAGCUGCAGCUGGACCUUUUUCACUGCCAGAUCAUGGAUGGCAAUUUGUCACGCAAUCUGGAGACGUACUUCCCACUCAUCGGUCAUAUCCAGAUUGCACAGGUACCAGGGCGGCACGAGCCCGAUAGCCCUGGGGAGCUGAACUUCCCCUACAUCUUCGAGCUCCUGGAGUCCCUUGGCUACACUGGCUACGUGGGGUGUGAAUAUGCUCCAAAGGGAGACACCCUGGAAGGUUUGGGCUGGCUGCGAUCCUACUGGGAAAGCCGAGGGCUGCAGCAUGGUGGGACCAGCAAGGCAGCCAAGUAAAACUAGAAAACCAUGAGAAUAAAAGACAAAGCAAUGGCUUAACAGAG